This is a messenger RNA of Erigeron canadensis, 3346 nucleotides long. RefSeq names its product probable sucrose-phosphate synthase 1. The transcript is spliced from 13 exons. Gene Ontology annotation, molecular function: sucrose synthase activity; sucrose-phosphate synthase activity. Bases 49 to 3165 code for a protein of 1038 amino acids. The record is from RefSeq and is a predicted model, not a curated record. NCBI's taxonomy places the organism in Eukaryota, Viridiplantae, Streptophyta, Magnoliopsida, Asterales, Asteraceae. Gene Ontology annotation, biological process: sucrose metabolic process.
AUAGACACACACACACAGAGAUAGAGAUAUAGAGAUACAGGGAGGGAGAUGGCGGGAAAUGAUUGGAUAAACAGUUACUUGGAGGCGAUACUGGAUGUAGGGCCAGGACUAGACGAUGCGAAAACAUCUUUGUUGCUUCGUGAAAGAGGACGAUUCAGUCCAACUCGUUAUUUCGUUGAUAACGUUAUCGGUUUCGAUGAGACUGAUCUUCAUCGCUCCUGGGUUAAAGCACAAGCGACCAGGAGUCCUCAAGAGAGGAACACCAGGCUUGAGAAUAUGUGUUGGAGGAUUUGGAAUUUAGCUCGUCAGAAAAAACAGCUUGAGAAUGAGGAAGCUAAUAGAGCAGCCAAACGUCGUAUUGAGCGUGAAAAGGGUCGCAGAGAAGCGGUUGCUGACAUGUCAGAGGACUUAUCAGAGGGGGAGAAAGGUGAGACCAUUGGUGAUGUAUCUGUUCAUGGUGAUAGCCACAGAGGCCGUUUGCCUAGAAUGAGUUCUGUAGAUGCGAUGGAGGCAUGGGUCAAUCAACAAAAGGGAAAAAAACUGUAUCUUGUAUUGAUAAGCCUUCAUGGGUUAAUACGUGGUGAAAAUAUGGAGCUCGGGCGUGAUUCUGAUACAGGCGGUCAGGUUAAGUAUGUUGUAGAACUUGCAAGAGCUUUAGCUUCAAUGCCAGGUGUCUAUCGGGUCGAUCUGCUUACAAGACAAGUAGCCUGCCCUGAUGUUGACUGGAGUUAUGGUGAACCAACAGAAAUGUUAAAUCCACAUAAUUCUGAUGGUAUGACAGAAGAGCUCGGGGAGAGUAGCGGUGCCUACAUAAUUCGCAUUCCAUUUGGCCCAAAGGACAAAUAUAUCCCCAAAGAGCUUCUUUGGCCCCACAUUCCUGAAUUUGUUGAUGGUGCACUUAGCCACGUAAUACAAAUGUCCAAAGUUUUGGGUGAGCAAAUUGGCGGUGGCCACCCUGUCUGGCCGGUUGCUAUCCAUGGUCAUUAUGCAGAUGCUGGUGACUCAGCGGCUCGUUUAUCUGGUGCUCUAAAUGUACCUAUGCUUUUCACGGGUCACUCACUCGGAAGAGAUAAGUUGGAACAACUUCUUAGACAAGGAAGAUUAACUAAAGAAGAAAUCAAUACUACAUAUAAAAUCAUGCGUAGGAUAGAGGCUGAGGAGGUAAGCCUUGAUUCCUCUGAGGUGGUCAUAACUAGCACCAGACAAGAAAUUGAUGAACAGUGGAGGUUGUAUGAUGGAUUUGACCCGGUGCUAGAGAAGAAACUUCGAGCUAGGAUCAGGCGUAACGUGAGCUGUUAUGGCAGGUUCAUGCCUCGAAUGAAUGUAAUUCCUCCGGGGAUGGAGUUCAAUCAUAUUGUACCACAUGAAGUUGAUAUGGAUGGUGAAACAGAAGGAGGAGAAAAUCAUCAGGCCCCACCUAUCUGGACUGAGAUAAUGCGCUUCUUUACCAACCCACGAAAGCCCAUGAUACUUGCUCUUGCUAGGCCAGAUCCUAAGAAGAACCUUACAACUUUGGUUAAAGCAUUUGGGGAGUGUCGACCGUUAAGAGAGCUUGCUAAUCUUACACUAAUAAUGGGUAACCGAGAUAAUAUCGAUGAGAUGUCAAGCACCAGUGCUUCGAUGCUUCUUUCAAUUAUUAAGAUGAUCGACAAGUAUGAUCUUUACGGUCAAGUGGCAUAUCCUAAACAUCAUAAGCAGAGUGAAGUCGCUGAUAUCUACCGGUUAGCAGCUAAGACUAAGGGUGUUUUUAUAAAUCCGGCUUUCAUAGAGCCAUUUGGACUCACUUUGAUCGAAGCUGCUGCUCAUGGGUUACCAAUGGUUGCAACAAAAAAUGGAGGCCCCGUGGAUAUACAUCGGGUACUUGACAAUGGUCUGCUUAUUGACCCCCAUGAUCAACAGUCAAUUGCAGAUGCUUUGUUAAAGCUUGUUGCAGAUAAGCAGCUGUGGGCCAAAUGCAGGGCAAAUGGACUGAGAAACAUUCAUCUCUUCUCAUGGACCGAACAUUGCAAAACUUAUCUUUCGCGAAUAGCAAGUUGUAAACCAAGGUAUCCUGGGUGGCUAAAAAACGAUGACGAUGAUGAUGAAAAUUCAGAAUCUGACUCACCAAGUGAUUCCUUAAGAGAUAUGCAAGACAUAUCGUUAAAUUUGAAGUGGUCGAUUGACGGUGAUAAAGAAAAUGAUAGUAAUAGUAGUAAAUUAGAGAAUGCUGUUUUGUCAUAUGCAAAAGGUGUCGGUAAAAGUACACAAAGGACAGUUUCAGGAGAGAAACAUGAACAACUUAAAUUCCCAGCAUUGAGGAGAAGAACACAUAUCUUUGUUGUUGCUAUUGAUGAUGAUGAUAUCGGAUCUCUUUUUGAUAAUAUAAAGAAAAUAUUUGAGGCUGUAGAGAAGGAAAAGAUGGAAGGUUCUAUUGGAUUUAUACUUGCGACAUCCUUACGAAUGGCUGAAAUUCAUUCUUUUUUGGUCUCAAAGGGCGUGAAUCCUUCAGAUUUUGAUGCUUUCAUUUGCAAUAGUGGUGCUGAUCUUUACUAUUCGUCUUCGCAUUCUGAAGAUAACCCGUUUGUGUUUGAUUUGUAUUACCAUUCACACAUAGAAUAUCGUUGGGGUGGUGAAGGGCUGAGGAAGACUUUGGUGAAGUGGGCAUCUUCUAUAAUUGACAAAAAGGCCGUGAAUAAAAAUGAAGAGCAUGUUGUUACAGAAGAUGAAGAAGUUACUACAAAUUAUUGUUAUGCUUUCAAUAUUCAUAAGCCGGGACUGGUACCUCCUGUUAAGGAACUUCGGAAGUUAAUGAGGAUUCAAGCUCUUCGUUGCCAUGUAAUUUAUUGCCAAAACGGUAGAAAGAUAAAUGUUAUCCCAGUGUCGGCAUCUCGUUCUCAAGCCCUCAGGUACUUGUAUCUAAGGUGGGGUAUGGACUUGUCAAAGGUGGUAGUUUUUGUUGGAGAAAGUGGCGACACAGAUUAUGAAGGAUUUCUGGGCGGUGUUCACAAAACAGUUAUACUGAAGGGAAUAGGCAUCAGUACCACCAAUCAACUUCAUGCUAACAGAGUCUACCCACUUACAGACGUCACACCUACAGAGAGCACCAAUAUCAUUCAGACAACUGAAGAAUGUAGCAGUGCUGAUAUCCGUGCUUCCUUAGGAACACUUGGAGUUCUCAAGUCAUAAGUAAUUAAAAUUGUUGUCCCUCCCAUUCAACACUAUACACUUCCAGGUGAAGUGUGUUUCGUUAUCUUUUUGCUACUAGUAAAUCUGCAUUUGCAUGAAUGCUUAUUCAUGAUGCUAUAAUACCAUAAUUUGUACAGAAAGUUGAUAUAAAUGAGGGGAUUGUAUUCCCCCCUUCAGGCCA